UCCUGUCCAUUAUUGAUAGGCGCCGGGAAGCAGAGCUGGUGGCAGGAUUAUACAGGAAGGCUCCGCCCCCAGCGUCCUGUGGCCAUGACUACCGCCCCGCGGGACUCCCUGGUGUGGAAGCUCGCUGGGCUGCUGCAUGAGUCCGGGGAUGCGGUCCUGUCUGGCCAUAGCACCCUGAGCCUGCUCACUGCCACACUGCAGCAGCUGAACCACGUAUUUGAGCUGCACCUGGGGCCAUGGGGCCCUGGCCAGGCAGGCUUUGUGGCUCUGCCUUCCCACCCCGCCGACUCCCCCGUCAUCCUCCAGCUUCAGUUCCUCUUCGAUGUGCUGCAGAAAACGCUUUCACUCAAGCUGGUCCAUGUCCCAGGUCUUGGCCUCCCAGGGCCCAUCAAAAUCUUUCCAUUCAAGUCCCUUCGGCAGCUGGAGCUCCAAGGUGUCCCCCUCCACUGCCUCCAUGGCCUCCGUGCCAUCUAUUCCCAGCUGGAGACCCUGAUUUGCAGCAGGAGCCUCCAGGCAUUAGAGGAGCUCCUUUCAGCCUGCGGUGGUGACCUCUGCUCCGCCCUGCCCUGGCUGGCGCUGCUCUCUGCCGACUUCAGCUACAACGCUCUGACUGCCUUAGACAGCUCCGUGCGUCUCUUGUCAGCUCUGCGCUUCUUGAACCUGAGCCACAAUCAGGUCCAGGACUGUGAGGGUUUCCUGAGGGACUUGUCUGAGCUCUGCCAUCUGGACAUCUCCUAUAACCAUCUGCGUCUGGUGCCGAGAAUGGGACCCUCGGGGGCUGCUCUGGGGACCCUGAUACUGCGAUGCAAUGAGCUCCAGAGCCUGCACGGCCUGGAGCAGCUGCGGAACCUGCGGCACCUGGAUGUGGCCUAUAACCUGCUGGAACGACACAGGGAGCUGUCGCCACUGUGGCUGCUGGCUGAGCUCCGCAAGCUCUGCCUGGAGGGGAACCCUUUGUGGUUCCACCCUGAGCACCGAGCGGCCACCGCCCGGUGCUUGUCACCCCGUGCCAGGGACGCUGCUGCUGGGUUCCUUCUUGAUGGGAAGGCCUUGUCACUGACUGAUUUUCAGACCUCCCCAUCCUCAGGGCUUGGCCCCAUGGCCCCACCUCUGCCCUGGCCGGUGGGGAGUACCACGGAAACCUCCGGCGGCCCUGACUUGAGUGACAGCCCCUCGUCGGGGGGCGUUGUGGCCCAGCCCCCGGUUCGUAAGGUUAAGAGCCGAGUCCGUGUGAGGCGGGCGAGUAUCUCGGAACCCAGUGAUACGGACCCGGAGCCCCGGACUCUGGACCCCUCCCCGGCUGGGCGGUUUGUGCAGCAGCAUCGGGAGCUGGAGCUCAUGAACAGCUUCCGGGACCGGUUUGGCCGUGACUGGCUGCAGUACAGGAGUCACCUGGAGGCCUCCGGGGCCGCUGCCCUCGGCACCCGGCCUCCGGACGCCCCGAGCCCAGAUGCUGUGCGCGGCCCUCCGCCCCCUGAGAAGGGGUCUCCACAGGAGGAGGCAGAGGCGGUCAGGGUGGAGCCGGAGCCGCAGGAGGAGGAGGAGCUGGAGGAGGGAGAGGAGGAGGGAGGAAGAGAGGAAGAGGAGGAGGAGCAAAGCGAGCUGGAGGUGGAGCUCUGCCGCCCCAUGUUGGUGUGUCCCCUGGAGGGGCCCGAGGGCCUGCGGGGCAGGGAAUGCUUUCUCUGGGUCACUGCCGGCCACCUGUUUGAGGUGGAGCUCCAAGCAGCUCGAACCCUGGAACGGCUUGAGCUCCAGAGUCUGGAGGCAGCUGAGAUAGAGGCUGAGACCCAGACCCAGAGCGAGCCGGUGCCCGAGGGCUCAGAUCCACACCCUGCGGGCCCCGUCCUCGUUCUCCGCUUCUCCUACAUCUGCCCCGACCGGCAGUUGCGUCGCUAUGUGGUGCUGGAGCCAGAUGCCCAGGCGGCUGUCCAGGAGCUGCUGGCUGUGUUGACCCCAGCAGCCACCUUGGGGAAGCAUCAGCUUGGGGAGGCGAGGGACCCACCCGGCGGCAGACUCCAGUGUCUGCGCUGUGGCCACGAGUUCAAGCCAGAGGAGCCCAGGUCGGGACUGGACGGUGAGGAAGGCUGGAGGCCUCUGUUCCGGAAGACAGACCAGUCAAAAAGCCACGUCUCUGAAGACACUGAAGAAGAAAGAAAUAUGCUUGAAUCGCCUGCUGUGUGUCCAAACUGUGGUAGUGAUCACGUGGUUCUCCUGUCCCCUGGAACCCCCAGUGGAGAACAGGGACAGGGAGAGCAAUCGCCGGCCCCCUCGCAGUCCCCGAGCCCCGGCCACGGCCCUCCUGGCCACAGUGCCUACAGCACCGGGGCCGGCAGUGCCCCAUCUCAGGCACCGGCCUCCCGUGACCGCCACAGUUGGAGCCUCAGCCCCCCCCCUGAGCGCUGUGGCCUCCGCUCUGUGGACCACCGACUCCGGCUCUUCCUGGACGUCGAGGUGUUCACCGAUGCCCAAGAGGAGUUCCAGUGCUGCCUCAAGGUGCCACUGGUGUUGGCAGGGCACCCUGGGGAGUUUCUGUGUCUCGCGGUUGUGUCUGACCACAGGCUGUACGUGUUGAAGGUGACAGGGGAGAUCCGCGGGCCUCCGGCUGGCUGGCUGCAGCCGACCCUGGCCAUUCCCCUGCAGGAUCUGAGUAGCAUAGAGCUGGGCCUGGCAGGACAGAGCCUGCGGCUGGAGUGGGCGGCCGGGGCAGGUGGCUGUGUCCUGCUGCCCCGAGAUGCCAGGCACUGCCGGGCCUUCCUGGAGGAGCUUACGGAUGUCUUGCAGUCUCUGCCCCCCACCCGGAGGAGCAGCGUCAGCGCCACGGAGGAGGAGGUGACCCCGAAGCAUCGGCUCUGGCCGUUGCUAGAGACAGACCCUUCCUUGGAGCCUCUCCGGUUCUUCUAUCUUCGGGCAUUCCUGGUUGAAGGGCCUUCUACCUGCCCUGUGUCCCUGUUGCUGACUCUGUCCACCCUGUACCUGUUAGAUGAGGACCCUAUAGGGUCCCAGGCGGAGCCCCCUCUUGCAGCGGCAUCGGGCGAAGCCUCUGAGAAGGCCCCAGCCCCCGGGCCAGGCCCUGCGGUGCGUGUCAGGGAGCAGCAGCCGCUCAGCAGCCUGAGCUCCGUGCUGCUAUAUCGCGGGGCCCCGGACGACCUGCGGCUGGUCUUCUACGACGAGGUGUCCCGGCUGGAGAGCUUUUGGGCACUCCAUGUCAUGUGUCCGGAGCAGCUGACGGCCCUGCUGGCCUGGAUCCGGGAGCCCUGGGAGGAGUUGUUUUCCAUCGGACUCCGAACUGUGACCCAAGAGGCUCUAGACCUUGACCAGUGAGGCUGCCAUGCUGGCCCCGCCCCCGGCCUCAGGAGCCACGGCUACAGAUGUUCUCUCUCCAGACUCUGGCUGCGGACUUCUCUGGCCUUUGGGCACUGGUCAGCAAGGCCCCAAAUGACCCACAACUCAGGGGCAGGGUGAGAGGACUGGUCCAGCCUCUAGAUGACCUGGCCCAAGGGAACGGGCUGAGUGGUCAGAAGGAAUGUUUCUCCUGCACUUUUUCUCAGGUAUCAAUAAAGUUGUUUCCAUUCCGGA
Messenger RNA from Eubalaena glacialis (North Atlantic right whale), 3576 nucleotides. RefSeq names its product serine/threonine kinase 11 interacting protein (gene STK11IP). The record is from RefSeq and is a predicted model, not a curated record. The transcript has 26 exons. The coding region runs from base 85 to 3321 and encodes 1078 amino acids. Lineage: Eukaryota; Metazoa; Chordata; Mammalia; Artiodactyla; Balaenidae. Gene Ontology annotation, biological process: intracellular protein localization. Gene Ontology annotation, cellular component: cytoplasm.